AUGGAAGUUAAUAUGAAAGAAUUACAAGAAGGUCCUGCUCUGGCUAUCGAAGGCCAAACAAAUAUAGAUUUAGAUUCUGAGGAGAGGAAUUUAGAGGAAGGAAAAACUAAGAACCAUAUAUAGGUUCCUGUAAAACCUGCAAAAUAUAUUCUCACAUAGGGUGAUAAGAUGGCAUUGAAAUUGGCAAAAGGUCUAAUCUUGAGCAAUCUAAUUGGAUUUGUUUUGUUAUUUAUUGGAUGUGCUGUCAUCUACACAACGCUCAAAUCUAACUGGUAUGAUGAGAUGAUAGUGUCCUUUUAAAUCUUCAUAUUUUCAGACGUCCUUCUUUUGGGAGAAAAGAUUUUGUUUUUCGCAGCCUUGAUAAACAAGAAAAAGAUGGUUAAAUUAUGUCCCUUCUUAAAUGUAGUCUCUUUAUUACUGAAGAUAGUGGCCAGUGGAUUGAUUGUUCACACUCUCCCUAGUCCACUCAUAGUUAGUCUCAUUUUGGUGUUACUCUAAAUGCCUCAUAACAUCAUGAUUAAAGUGAUCACCAAAAGAUGGAGGAACAUCCCUCAAAGGAAGUGGAAAAAACAAUUAGUUUUAGUUAGAAAACCAAUCCCUUAGAAGUGA
Messenger RNA from Paramecium tetraurelia, 609 nucleotides. RefSeq lists its product as uncharacterized. The record is from RefSeq and is a predicted model, not a curated record. The transcript is spliced from 2 exons. NCBI's taxonomy places the organism in Eukaryota, Ciliophora, Oligohymenophorea, Peniculida, Parameciidae.